AUGGCAUGGAUCACGCGUUUCGACGAUUUAUCCGAUCUUUGCUUCAUCGAAUUGUUUCAUUACUUGACUUCAUUUGAUAUUCUUUGGUCAUUGAUCAAUUUAAAUAAUCGUAUUCAACAAUUAAUUUAUGAGCGAGGUUUCUUUCGUCAUAUUGAUUUAUCGUCAGCGUCUUUAUACAAGUUCGAUAAGAUUCUUACACGUCUUCCAUUACCUGAAAUUCAAACACUCGUCAUUAAUGUUGAAGCGUCGCCUCUUCAACUUUCCCACUUUCCUUACUUACCUCAUUUGACUACGUUAAGGAUAUAUGGGUUACGUGAACUAAAACAUGCCAACACUUUUAUCCUCAGACAUUCACAUUCACUUGAACGUCUUACGCUACAAACAAACGGUAUAUUUCAACCUUUUAGUUUCUCUGGUCGUGUUUUCCACCCGACUCUACGUCUCGAAGCAUUCAUGGAAAAUGUUCUACCACAAUUAAAUGCACUACGUUCACUGGAUUUAGGACUAAACAUUGGCAUGGGUCUGCCAUUAUGGCAUCCAACAAUUGAAAAUGCAUUGAAUUAUCUCUGUAUACCUUUACAACACGCCAUGAUAAUUUUUAUUCAAUCGAUAUACACCGACAACGGAAUUAAAUGGUCAGAUAUUGAAUAUUUAACAUCUCAAAAUGUAAUGCCUGUACUUCGACAAAUGAAAUUCAUUCUUUUCAUCACUGCUGCCGAUUUAGACUCUAUUAAUAGAUCAACACUCUUUACUGAUGAUCGUCAAAUUGAUAUUCAAUUUGCAUUCAUUAUGGAUGAGAAUUCUUUUGCUAGUCAACUAAAUGAAAAUGUACCAAAUGGAAGUCGUUUUCAUCGUCGACAGACAGUUGGUAUCACAUGUACGAAACGUGUGCUAACACGUGAAUGGCAACAUUUAACAGACCUCGAUUGCUAUUUCGAUCGUUCUCCGUCGAUCUUUCAUAUAAGGUACACUUUGCCAUGGGCAUUUGAUCGAUUUUUUGCAUUGAGUGAACCAUUUGUAUAUAUAACCAAAGUAGAAACACUUGUCCCAUCACAAUGCAUUUCAUCAAUCUUUUACUCAUCUCAACUUCGUACACUUUCUAUGGCACAAAAGGAUUCAUUACCAUCAAUUGUUUCAAUGCCUCAUGUUGUUCAAUUCGAUCGUAUUAAUACAAUUUAUUUAUCAUUUCAUGCUUGGCCGAGUGGUUUAAACUUUCCGAAUCUUCAUCAUCUUAUCUUA
Adineta ricciae is the source of this 1239-nucleotide messenger RNA. NCBI's taxonomy places the organism in Eukaryota, Metazoa, Rotifera, Eurotatoria, Adinetida, Adinetidae. The record is from the annotation of a GenBank genome assembly.